This is a messenger RNA of Camelus dromedarius (Arabian camel), 1722 nucleotides long. It is a transcript of the gene MROH8, whose product is annotated as maestro heat like repeat family member 8. The transcript has 12 exons. Gene Ontology annotation, cellular component: cytoplasm. Bases 1 to 1722 code for a protein of 573 amino acids. NCBI's taxonomy places the organism in Eukaryota, Metazoa, Chordata, Mammalia, Artiodactyla, Camelidae. The record is from RefSeq and is a predicted model, not a curated record.
AUGGGCUCUAGGCACAGGUCAGUCCCUGCCGUCCAGCUGGGCCGGACCGCUCCCAGCAGCGCGGCCGGAAUUCCAGUCCUCGCGCGCCCAGGGCGCCGCGGUCCUCGCGUACAGGCCCGCUUCUUCCCCCCCGCGUCCUGGUCUACUUGGAACAGACCGCCUCGCAACGGUCCCAUUCGGGGAGCUGCCGGCGCGCGGUUGGGCGAGGGCUCUGGGAUCUGUAGUCGGGAAGAAAUAGUGAUCCCUUGUGCUUCUGACACUGAUUCAGGAAGUGUGGAUUUGCAGAUGAACAACUUAGAGGAUAUUAAAAAAGGCUCAAGUAGCCUUGAACUUACAGACUCGGACAUCUUAGACAUCCCUGGACUCCCUCAGGAAUCCCUCACAGACACCUUCCAAUGCGUGACCCACCAGGGCCCCCUUGGCCAGGCCAUUGUUGAGAGUCUGAUCCAGUCCAUCCAGGAGUUUUUAAAUGGUGAACUAAAGAUACUGGUGGAGGAGGAGCCGCUGCAUUCUCUCUUCAGCCCUGUGCGCCAAGAGGUCUUCGUCACUGUCGCUGACUUCAGCUACCAAGAUGUCCAUUUGCUGCUUGGCUCUGAUGAUCGAGCUGACCUGUUCAGUCUUAUCACCAGAAGUAUAAUCACUCUACCCUCUGUAACGACUCUUACCCAGAUGCAGGAAGUGAUGCCUUUUGGAUCCUACAACUCAGAGUACAUGGAGCCCUGGUUACAGUCACUCAAAGACCACGAGCGGGAACGGGCCGCAGCCAGCAUGGCUCAAGUUCUGAAGUGCUUAUCAAGAAAUCUCAGCCUGAAGCUUCCACUGCAAUUCGAAAGACUUGGACAUCUAGUGGCUCUGAUGGCACUACUGUGUGGGGACCCGCUGGAGGAGGUGGCCGAGGAGGCUGCAGAGGGCACACACUACCUACUGCAUAUUACCCUAAGGAUGAAAUAUAUCACUCACGACAAGAAAAAUCGAAGCUUGAAAGAAGCAAUGAAAAAAUGUCGAGAACUCCUAGAACUCUACAGUAUUCAACAGUUCUACAGUUGUCCCUUCAAAAUUGCACAGGUCUUCGAAGUUUUCCUCAAUUCAAAUGAGCUCUGCCAGUUUGUAAUGACUACACUAGAUGGCCUGAAAAACCUGAAACAUCCCUGCACCCAGCAGUCAGCGGGAGAGUUGCUGAUAACGUUGGUGAAGAGUGCAGAGUCCCGGUUUGAGAAGGUGCCAGAAAUUAUGGGGGUUAUCUGUGCCCAGCUAUCCGUAAUCAGCCAGCCUAGAGUCCGCCGACAAAUCGUAAAUACUGUGAGUUUGUUUAUUUCCAGGCCCAAGUACACAGACACAGUGAUCAGCCACCUUCUGUGUCAUCCAGUUCCAUAUGACAGGCAUCUGGCCGAGUUGUGGAGAACUCUGGAGGUGGAGCUGCCCAGCACAACCUGGAUCCUGUGGAGGCUCCUAAGGAAGCUGCAGAAAUGCCAUAACGUGCCCACCCAGGAGAAGAUGGCCUACGUGGCUGUUGCUGCGACAGAUGCCCUUUAUGAGGUGUUUGUGGGAAACAGGCUUCGAGAAGCUACAUUCCGACUCUUUCCGCAGCUUCUCAUGACACUGCUCAUCCAGAUUCACCACAGCAUCGGCCUCACCAUGUCUGAUGUCGCCAUCCCAAGUGGCCUGUACACAGACCAGGAAAUGUCUUCAGAGGUCACCCCUUUGUGGUACUGCCCAUUGUGA